Molecule: messenger RNA, 2403 nt
Organism: Fragaria vesca subsp. vesca
Lineage: Eukaryota; Viridiplantae; Streptophyta; Magnoliopsida; Rosales; Rosaceae
Product: G-type lectin S-receptor-like serine/threonine-protein kinase RKS1-like
Exons: 6
Coding region: 1-2403 (800 amino acids)
Biological process (GO): protein phosphorylation; recognition of pollen
Molecular function (GO): ATP binding; protein serine/threonine kinase activity
Source: RefSeq, a predicted model, not a curated record
AUGAAUUCUAGUCAAUGGUCUAUGAUCGCUGCAUUGCUCAUCAUCUUCCUUCUUCAUCUCCCCUCUUGCAUUUCCACUGAUUCCUUUACUCCAAACCAAACCAUCAAAGACGGAGACGUUUUAGUCUCGAGCAGGAAGCUCUUUGCCCUCGGGUUCUUCAGCCCUGGUAAUUCCGGCAAACGUUACGUUGGAGUUUGGUAUAACAAAGUUCCAGAGCAGACCAUUGUUUGGGUUGCAAAUAGAAACAACCCCCUCGAUGAUACCUCUGGACUUUUAGUUAUCGAUGGAGAUCAUGGAGGCCUUGUCAUAUAUGGAAAGGAUAGAGAAGUCCCUCUUUGGUCUGCUAAUGUUACUCUCUCUUCUCCACAGAAUUCCAUGGCCAAGCUCUUGGAUACAGGAAACUUUGUUUUGUUUGAUAAUGGGAGCCAAAGGGUUUUGUGGGAAGGGUUUGAUUAUCCCUCUAAUACACUGCUUCCAUUUAUGAAACUUGGGCUGAACCGGCGGUCCGGGUUGAACAGGUUCCUAACUUCUUGGAAGUCCCAGGAUGACCCGGGAACUGGGAAUUGUUCGUAUAGGAUUGAUCCAGGUGGAUUUCCGCAGCUGUUUUUGUACAAGGGUCGAGCUCCAUUGUGGCGAUCCGGGUCUUGGAUCGGGCACAGAUGGAGUGGUGUGCCUGAAAUGACUCCGAAUUUCCUCUUCAACGUUAGCUUUGUGAACAAUCAAGACGAGUUAUCUGUUGUGUAUGGUAUUACCAACGACUCAAUCUUCUCAAUGAUGAUGCUUGAUGAAUCAGGAACCGUCAAACGGUCAACGUGGCAUGAUCAGGUACACCAAUGGAUCAAGUUCUGGUCUGCUCCGGUAGAGGUAUGUGACAACUAUGGAAAGUGCGGUCCAAAUAGCAACUGUGAUCCUUACCAUGCUGGUAAGUUCGAGUGUACAUGCCUACCUGGGUUUGAACCUAAGUUGCACAAUGAAUGGUACUUGAGAGAUGGCUCGGGUGGGUGUGUGAGGAGAAAAGGAGUAUCCCUGUGCCAAAACGGAGAAGGGUUCGUGAAGGUUCCACUAGUGAAGGCACCAGACUCGUCUGCUGCGACUUUAAACUUGAACUUGGGUCUGAAAGAAUGUGAAGAUGAAUGCUUAAGGAAUUGUUCUUGCAUGGCAUACUCGAAUGCAGAUGACCUGCAAGGAGGACAUGGGUGCGUGACAUGGUAUGGGGACUUGAUGGAUACAAGGACUUAUACAAAUGUCGGUCAAGAUUUAUAUGUUCGAGUUGAUUCAAUUGAAUUAGGUAAGGAAAGACGGGAUUUAUUUUCAUAUGGUGCCACACCUUCAUCAAUCUACUUCGAAAAUUCUCCUUGUAGAACAGAUCCUGAUGAUAGCAGAUUAAAGCCAGAUCUGCCUUUCUUUGAUCUAAGCACCAUAUCCGCAGCCACGAAAAAAUUCUCUGAUUCGAACAAGCUUGGAGAAGGAGGUUUUGGCCCUGUUUAUAAGGGUGUUCUUUCUAGUGGAACAGAAAUAGCCGUGAAAAGACUAUGCAAAAAUUCUGGCCAAGGAAACGAAGAGUUCAAGAAUGAAGUUGUGCUAAUUGCUAAACUUCAACACAGGAACCUUGUGAGAAUCUUGGGUUAUUGCGUUCAAGACGAUGAGAAGAUGCUAGUCUACGAAUACCUGCCGAACAAAAGCCUGGACUCUUUCAUUUUCAAUGAAACGAAAAGGGCAUUUCUGGAUUGGCCAAGACGCUUGGAGAUUAUCUUUGGCAUUGCUAGAGGCAUAUUGUAUCUUCAUCAAGAUUCAAGAUUAAGAAUCAUCCAUAGAGACCUAAAGGCCAGCAAUGUUCUAUUGGACUAUGAUAUGAACCCAAAAAUUGCAGAUUUUGGUAUGGCGAGAAUAUUCGGAGCAAACCAAAUUGAAGCAAACACAAAUCGCGUGGUCGGAACGUACGGUUACAUGUCACCGGAAUAUACAAUGGAAGGACUAUUUUCAGUGAAGUCUGAUGUAUAUAGUUUCGGUGUAUUGCUGCUAGAAAUCAUUACUGGUAGAAAAAACACUGGUUACUACCACGAUAUUAAUCCCGACUCAAAUUUGGUUGGACAUGUUUGGGACUUGUGGAAAGAAGGCCGAGCAUUGGAAAUCAUCGACGCAACUUUGGGUGAAUCCUACCCUGAAAGUGAAGUUCUCCGGUGCAUUCAUAUCGCGCUCCUCUGCGUGCAAGAGUUUGCAAAUGACCGGCCGACCAUGUCAACAGUUGUGUCGGUGUUAGGCAACGAUGCAGCUCUUCCUUCACCAAGAAAACCAGGAUUUCUGCUGAAGAGAAGUCCCUAUACCAGUGGAGACCCCAGCACAAGUACUGGAGAUGUUAAUUCCAUAAACUAUGUUACAUGCACUACUGUUGAAGCUCGCUAA